UAUGCAAACCAACUCUUGUCUCUCCUUAAUUAAUACUCCAAAGUCUCCGAUACAAACAUCCGUGGUCCAUGGAACCUUCUAAUUUCCCUAGAAAACGUUUCUUCUCUCUUCCGGUGGACUCCGGUGGCAAAGCCACAGAGUUCCGUCCACUCUCAAUAUCAUCGCCCCAAAUGCUUGCCUUUCACCUGGCAUGGCUCUCCCUCUUCUCCUGCUUCUUCUCCACCUUCUCUAUCCCUCCACUACUACCCAUCAUCCGCCGGGAUCUUCACUUGACCAACACUGAUGUUGGUACCGCCGGGAUAGCCGCCUUCAUCGGCUCCAUCUUCUCCCGCAUUUUCAUGGGCCCUGUUUGCGACCUUCUAGGUCCUCGCGUUGCCUCCUCCACUCUCUCUUUCCUCACCGCGCCAGUGGUUUUAGCCACCGCGUUUGUCUCGUCGCCGACGUCGUUUAUUGUGGUUCGGUUUCUUCAGGGGUUUUGUCUGGCUAACUUUGUGGCUAACCAGUUCUGGAUGAGCUGCAUGUUCUCCAGCAACAUCGUUGGCCUCGCCAACGGCGUUGCCGCCGGUUGGGCUAACGUAGGAGCCGGCGUCGCUCAAUUAGUCAUGCCCUCUCUUUAUUCCCUAGUAAACUCCCUAAAUGUACCGGAAACCAGAGCAUGGCGAAUUAUUUUCGUUGUUCCGGCAAUUUUCCAAGCAGUAACCGCCAUUCUCGUCCUCGCUUACGGCCAAGAUCUUCCCUCAGGAAACUUCAGAGACCGCCAGCAGUCAUCCCAUAAAUUACAAAAAGAGAACUUCGCAACAGUUUUCUUCCAUGGGUUGUUGAACUACAGGGGAUGGAUUCUGGGUUUAGCAUACGGGUUUUCUUUCGGAGUGGAGAUGACGACGGAUAACAUAAUAGCGGUGUAUUUCUACGACAGGUUCGGGGUGUCUCUGGAGGUCGCCGGAACAAUUGCGGCGUGUUUUGGGAUGGCGAAUCUGUUUUCAAGGCCGAUAGGCGGGAUUUUUUCGGACAAGAUGGCGGAGAGGUUCGGGAUGAGGGGCAGGCUGUGGGGGUUGUGGGCAGUGCAGACGGCGGCGGGUGUGCUGUGUGUGGUGCUUGGACGGGUCAACUCUCUCUGGGGCUCUGUUGCAGUGAUGUGCUUGUUCUCUGUGUUCGUUCAAGCUGCUUCUGGCCUCACGUUUGGAGUGGUGCCUUUCGUUUCCAAAAGGUCACUGGGAAUGAUAGCAGGGAUGACAGGCAGCGGGGGCACGGUGGGAGCGGUGGUGAACCAGAUGCUGUUCUUCUCGGGGGACAAAUUUUCCAAGCAAACAAGCAUUUCUUUGAUGGGUGUUACAAUGAUUGCUUGUACCCUUCCUGUUACUUUGAUAUACUUUCCUCAAUGGGGAGGCAUGUUCUGUUUCCCUUCAUUGGACCCGAGCACAGCUCGGGAAGAUGAUUAUUCCCUUCUGGGUUGGGAGUAAGAGCCUCUCGUGGAAGAAACAGAUACAUGACUUUGGUUUCAGGAAGUUCAAAAGACCAGAGCUUCAAGAAUCCAGAGCCUGAAUCUGGUGUAUAAUUGUGUAAGAUUGAUAUGUAGCCUCUCUCAGCAAAGGAUAGGUAAUGUUGUUUGAUAGCAUGUAACUGGUAUUCUAAGCCUGGCAUUAUGAAUGCUGUUAAAUAGCACUCUUUUGUAGGAACUUGGAACACUCAGGGAAUCCUCAGGCCAAAAAAUUGGUAUGAUUGGAUACACAAACAUGUUCUAAAGCUAAAUGUUACAAAUUAAU
Rubroshorea leprosula is the source of this 1763-nucleotide messenger RNA. Lineage: Eukaryota; Viridiplantae; Streptophyta; Magnoliopsida; Malvales; Dipterocarpaceae. The record is from the annotation of a GenBank genome assembly.